AAUGGAGUAUAAGCAGAAGACAUUUGAAGCUCUCUCAGAAAUUAAGUCUGAGCUGGAGUCUUCGUGUUCGGCAAAAAGUAUUCAGAUUCAUAACAGUUCCAGAAGACGAAUAAAAUCCAGAAAAGAUUUCCCCUCUCAGCAUAUAGUAAUAACUCCCACAGCAGCACCGACCCAAAGAAAGCCACUAUCCUUUCAUCAUCCUUCGACGGCUCCUCCUUCUGCAUGGACGACCCAUUCUUGUAAGCCAGUCUCUACCAAGAAGGCCUCCAUCUCCCGCCUAAAGUCCUUAGCCAACAUCAACUACUCUAUGAAGAAGACCACAAAUAAGACUAAGACUGAUAAAGGGAAUAUACGUAAGCUUGUGAAGGAACGGAUUCAAGAGGCAGAGAAGGCUCAUUAUCAGAGAGGGUAUACAGGGGGGAGGAAGGUAGAAGGGAUUAAGGAGAAAUUGACUAAUACCCUGUUUUCGAGGAAAUCUGUGUUAGAUAUGGUAUCGGAAGGAGGUCUUGAUGAUCUCAGGGAUUUGAAGAGUAGAUUUCAGGUUCAACAAAAUUUUGAUGAUUCUGUUAAUGAUUCUGUUGAUCCCUCAGUUCCAGAAACAAUAACAGUUGAAACCGAUCCUUCUGCUUUUAUAAAUGAUGAUUUGGAAGAUCUUUGAGAAGACUUGAUAUAUUAUAUCAGAAGAGGCUCCGUUAAUGAAUCCCUCAAUGACAAGGUAAUAGAAUUGCUAGAAGAAUGCAAGAUUCAUCCAAAUGAGGAGAUUAAAAAUAAUGGAAACACAUUAAUGCACUUUAGUGCUGAGCAUGGAAAUAUUCAUAUCUUGAAGCAUCUUACUAAAAGAGGAGGAUCUCCUUAUGUUGUCAAUCAGAAAGGGGAAGGAAUAAUGCACUUGGCUUGAAGGGAGGGGCAUCUUGAGUACCUUAAAUACAUUGUGAGUACCUAUCAAAUGGAUGUUGAUCAAACAAUGAAUGACUUUUGGACCCCUAUCUUUUACGCUAGCUUGAACAACCACAUUGGAGUCAUUGAAUACCUAAUCUCUUUAAAUGCAGACAUAAAUCAUGUUGAUAAAUUUCUGAGAACCCCAAUGCAUUGGGCAACAAAGUCUAGAGCUCCAGAUGCAGUAAAGAUCCUUCUACACAAAGGAUCAAAAUGGGAUUGCAAAGAUGUAGAAGGGAAAAAGCCUGAGGAACUCAACCAAGGAUAUGAAGAAAUCGAAGAAAUUUACCUCAACUUUGAGACUGAAAGACAACUGAAGCUAAAGAAACAAUUAAGGAACAUACGUGCAAUGGAGAAUGCAAAGAAGAAGGCGAAUGCGCUUUCUUCACAAGGGAAAUAAGCCUCCCAAUAUUGACAAACAUUCAAUUAUGAA
Moneuplotes crassus is the source of this 1369-nucleotide messenger RNA. Lineage: Eukaryota; Ciliophora; Spirotrichea; Euplotida; Euplotidae. The record is from the annotation of a GenBank genome assembly.